Messenger RNA from Hansenula anomala, 690 nucleotides. RefSeq lists its product as uncharacterized. NCBI's taxonomy places the organism in Eukaryota, Fungi, Ascomycota, Saccharomycetes, Phaffomycetales, Wickerhamomycetaceae. The record is from RefSeq and is a predicted model, not a curated record. The coding region runs from base 1 to 690 and encodes 229 amino acids. The transcript has 3 exons.
AUGUCACAAACUUUGAAAGCAUCUCCACUCAAAGAGUCAAAUAGACUGAGUCUCUACCCGAAGCUUGAUUUCGAAGCACCAAGUCCACUUCGACCAUCAUCACCAACAAAACCUAUACAACAGCCAGAUAAAAUUCAACAGGCUCCAGAUGCUUUAGGUAAACCUCCUUCCAGGCUAUCUCCAUUCAAGGGGGCUAGGGCCAAUAUGACAUCCUCAGAAAUCUUUGCAACAACACCCAAAAGAAUCUUCAACUCCAAAACACAAAGUGUUGACAGACAUGGGUUUGGUAAACUUGUCGGAGACCCUUUUGGCGGGAAUACUGAAACAAAUGAAAUAACCUUUGGUACUUUGAAGAGGUUGGCCCCAAGUAACAUGAACUCAAAGCUUCGUACACCUUCAAGAAUGGUUAAAGGUAGAACCAGAACUUUACCAAAUUCAGAACAACCAUCCAGAACUGGAAGACCCUCAUUGAAUAUAAAUGGGAAAGAUGUCAACACCAACUUGUUUGGGAAAUUCAAUUCACAAAAUGAAAUCAAACCAUGUUUGAAAAUGAAAGGAUCCUCUCCUGAGAAACCGAAAGAUCAAAAUAAUGACUCUGAUAAUGAUCUGACAACCUCAUUAAACACCAUGAAGAAUGCAGAAAAUGCCAAAAGUGUCAAGGCAUUCUUACAGAGUGGUGAUGAUAACUGA